Odobenus rosmarus divergens (Pacific walrus) is the source of this 2439-nucleotide messenger RNA. RefSeq names its product fibronectin type III and SPRY domain containing 2 (gene FSD2). The transcript is spliced from 12 exons. The record is from RefSeq and is a predicted model, not a curated record. Gene Ontology annotation, molecular function: protein binding. Lineage: Eukaryota; Metazoa; Chordata; Mammalia; Carnivora; Odobenidae. Bases 1 to 2214 code for a protein of 737 amino acids.
AUGGAGGGGGAGGCUGCGGGGGCUUCCCCGGACUUCCACUUCUACCCCACGGAUCUGUAUGACUCCGAAGACCGGCUGCACCUCUUCCCAGAAGAACCCACGAGGACGGGAAGAGAAGUCCACGCCGAAAUGGCCGGCGAGCCCGGGGGCGCAGCGCCAGGUAAGGCCCAGAGAGACCUGGAGGAGGAUGUGGAUGAGCUUGUCCAUUUGUCCGCACUCGGAGGUGCUGGCGAGUGGGGCGCCGAGCUCGCCGACGGAAGCGCGGCCCACAUGGAGGUUUUGGACCAUCGGCUGCACGGGGUGCAGAGGGACUGGCGACUGGGGGCCGAGGCCGAGGCCGAGGCCGAGGCCGAGGCUGGGGACCGUGUCUUUGCGGGCUGGGGCGCCGCGGGCUCCAGCCGGGACCUGCGAGAAGCCUACAGGUACGCGCACGGCCGAGCCAGCGAGGAGUACGAGUGCUACGUCAUCCCCGAGGAGGACGAAGACGAAGCCGCCCUGGUCUUCUGCGUCACUUGCAGAGCUCCGGUAAGGGCGGUGGAGGUUUCGGACGAACACAGACAGCAUGAGGUGACCCCGCUCAGCAAGGCGCUGGAGAGCGCCAAGGAUGAAAUUCACAAAAACAUGUUCAAAUUGGAAAAGCAGAUUAUCCAGAUGGAGAAUUUUGCAAAUCACUUGGAGGAGGUUUUCAUCACGGUGGAGGAGAACUUCGGAAGACAAGAACAAAACUUUGAGUCACAUUACAACGAGAUCUUGGAAACACUCGCUCAAAAGUAUGAAGAAAAAAUACGAGCUCUAGGGGAGAAAAAGAGAGCAAAGUUGGAAGCCUUGUAUGGACAGCUGGUCAGCUGUGGGGAAAACCUCGACACCUGUAAGGAACUCAUGGAAACCAUAGAGGAGAUGUGCCAUGAGGAGAAGGUUGACUUCAUCAAGGAUGCUGUGGCCAUGGCUGACAGACUUGGAAGAUUCCUGAAUACAGAAACAGACGUGGAGAUCUCUACACAGCCUGACUUUGAAGACCAGACUCUGGACUUCUCUGAUGUGGAGCAGCUCAUGGGCUCCAUUAACACCAUCCCAGCUCCUUCUGCUCCGGUGAUAAACCCACAGGCCCCCAACUCUGCCACAGGGUCCUCCGUCCGAGUGUGCUGGAGCCUAUAUUCUGAUGACACCGUGGAGAGCUAUCAGCUGUCCUACCGGCCAGUGCAGGACAGCUCGCCUGGGAAGGACCAAGCAGAGUUUACAGUGACUGUCAAAGAAACCUACUGCUCAGUGACAAAUCUUGUGCCAAAUACCCAGUAUGAAUUUUGGGUCACAGCUCAGAACAGGGCUGGCACCAGCCCCGCCAGUGAGCGUGCAGUGUACAUGACAGCACCUUCCCCUCCCAUCAUAAAAAGCAAAGAGAUACGGAGCUGCGAAGAGGCUGCGCUCAUCUGCUGGGAGUCUGGAAACCUGAAUCCCGUGGACUCGUACACGGUGGAGCUGACCCAGGCGGAAACACCUGAAGCAUCGGGCGUAACCGAGUCGGUUGUGGGCAUCCCAUCCUGUGAGUCCCUGGUGCAGCUGCAGCCCAGGCAGACCUACACAAUCUACGUACGAGCCCUCAACGUGGGGGGCCCCAGUGCAAGGAGCGAGCCCGUGACAGUGCACACCACAGGCAGCUGCUUUCCCCUGAACCAGCACACCUGCCCUCCCUGGCUGACCAUUUCUGAAGACGGGUUUACGGUCAUGCGAAGCGAAAGGAAAACCCCCGCGAAGGAGCUGCUCCCUGGCAGCACCCAGUUUACCAGGUGUGUUGCCGUCAUGGGGAAUCUAAUUCCAAUCCGAGGGCGCCACUACUGGGAGGUGGAGGUGGACGAGCGUGCCGACUACACGGUGGGUGUGGCCUUUGAAGAUGUCCCUAAACAGGAGGACCUGGGAGCAAACUGCCUAUCUUGGUGCAUGAGGCACAGAUUUGCAUCAUCGAGGCAUAAGUAUGAGUUCCUGCACAACGAGACGACUCCAGAUAUAAGAAUAACAGUGUCCCCAAGGAAGAUUGGUGUGCUAUUAGACUAUGAAAAUUCAAAAUUGUCAUUUUUCAACGUGGACAUUUCUCAGCACCUUUACACGUUCAGCUGUCAGCUCCACGGAUUUGUGCAUCCCUGUUUUUCUUUGGAAAAGCCUGGCUGUCUGAAGAUACGGAACGGCAUUGCAAUGCCAAAGCACGUCUCUUUCUAUUAGACCAUUCCGAUGCCCGGCUUCCUCUCUUCCGUACCCACUCCUGUAAGCCACUCACCUCUCAGCCGGCAGGGCUGGGCAUUCAGGCACCAUGCACCCGGCACAGUCCCGGUUCACGUUCACCUCUGGCCGACUGGCGUGCUGACGCUCGUUUCACCGGACCUGGAGUCUAGUCCUGCGCACUGCCGCCCGUGUGACGUUAGGUUAGUCAUUACCGGGCCCGGCUGU